AUGAAUAUACAAUAAAUUCGUAACGAAAUAUCCCAUGAAUUCCUCGAAAACUGUUAAUAAAUAAAACACGAGGCGAAUAAAAUAUUAAUAAGCGAAUUAGAAUACCCUUCCCGAACCCUCCAAUAAGACAGCGAAGAAACUCUAGACAUAGUAUUUCGUGGAAACGAUAAAUUAAACUUCACAUCUAGAUUAAAAGAUAAAGAUAUAAUAAUAUUAUCAGAAGUUCUUAAAAAGCAUGCAUCUAUAAUACACCAUAUAGACUUAAGCUUUAAUUUAAUUACCGAUAUAGGGGCUGAAGCCCUAUCUUCUUUAUUAGCCUUAUGUAAUAACAUCGAAUCUUUAAAUUUAUAAGGAAACAAUAUUGAAAAUACUGGCGGAUUACAUUUAGCCGAUAAACUAAAAGAAAACUUUUCUUUGAAAUAUUUAAAUUUAGAUUCUAAUAAAAUUAAAACCAAUGGCUCUAUGAAUAUUAUUGAAAUCCUAUUUAAUAAUAAAAACUUGAUUGAAUUAAAUUUAGCAGAUAAUGAUAUUACUCAUGAUGGUAUGAUAGGAAUAACUUCAGUUUUAAAUUUUUAAAAUAAUACUCUAGCAGUUUUAAAUGUAGAUAAGCCUACAUAUACAUCUAUAGGUUAAGAAACCGCAAUUCAUUUUGCAAAAAUGCUUUAAUCCAAUCGUUCUUUAGAAAAGCUUUCCUUAUAAAAGCAUAAUUUUACAUGUGAGGCUAUAUAUAUCAUGACUGAGCAUUUAUUAGAAAAUAAUAAAUUAAGAGUACUUGAUUUGACCGCUAAUAAAAUCUCCUUUAAAGGCUGUGAGGCUAUUGCUAAGUAUUUAUUAAGCGAAUAUUGUGUUUUAGAAAGUUUGAUCCUUAAAUCAAACCGAACAGGACAUUAUGGGGCCAAAGCAAUAGCCUAAGCACUUUCUAAAACUAAAUCUUUGGUUCAUUUAGAUAUGACAUAUAAUGAUAUAGAUGAUAAUGGUCUUAAAAUGAUUGCCGAAGCCUUAGAAAGUAAUAAAUCUUUGGUAAGCUUGAAGUUAUAUUUUAAUCAUUUUGGUUAAAUGGCUUUAUAAGAAUUUCAUAAAUUAAGAAUUAAACCAAGAAAGGAAAUAUGGUAUUGGGAUUUUCAUACAUAUGUGGUGGAUGAUCAUAUAGAAAUGGCAUAUAUUGAUACUAGAAUACCAUAUGAUAUUUUUGUAUCAUUACCUUAUUAUGUGUGA
This is a messenger RNA of Ichthyophthirius multifiliis, 1215 nucleotides long. RefSeq lists its product as hypothetical. NCBI's taxonomy places the organism in Eukaryota, Ciliophora, Oligohymenophorea, Hymenostomatida. Gene Ontology annotation, molecular function: protein binding. The transcript has a single exon. The record is from RefSeq and is a predicted model, not a curated record.